This is a messenger RNA of Naegleria fowleri, 339 nucleotides long. RefSeq lists its product as uncharacterized. Lineage: Eukaryota; Heterolobosea; Eutetramitea; Acrasida; Naegleriidae. The transcript has a single exon. The record is from RefSeq and is a predicted model, not a curated record. Bases 1 to 339 code for a protein of 112 amino acids.
AUGUCUCAAAAAGCAGAACAGGUCCUUCAAUUAACCAACUCUGGCAAUAUUAUGAAUGAUGAAUCUCAUCUUUCCCAAACCUUACAGAAUAAAAACACCUCGGAAAAUAACAUCUUCUAUGAACGUAAUGAUCAACUUCAUACCGAUCGUGUGAUGAGUGAGAGUGGUGAAGGAGGAGGAACCCGAGACUACGUAAAGGAACGUUUAAAGAGCCACAUCUUUGGAAAUCCAAAUUCUAGUGAGGAUCAAUAUGGACAACGAAUGCAAAGUACUCUGAUUCCACCUCCCGCAGGAGAAGCACCUAUUGAAACUGUAACCACCUCCGAUCCUAAUGUUUAA